This is a messenger RNA of Chelonia mydas (Green sea turtle), 3445 nucleotides long. RefSeq lists its product as uncharacterized. The transcript has 2 exons. The record is from RefSeq and is a predicted model, not a curated record. NCBI's taxonomy places the organism in Eukaryota, Metazoa, Chordata, Testudines, Cheloniidae. Bases 1902 to 3335 code for a protein of 477 amino acids.
UGAAACUUAGGGGUACACAAGACAAAUCAGACUCCUGAAAGGGAUACGGUAGUCUGGAAAGGUUCAGAGCCACUGCAUUAUAAAAGAUAAUAAAAGAUAAGGUAGGUGAGGUAAUAGCUUUUAUUGGACCAACUUGUGUUAGUGGAAGGUACAAGCUUUCGAGCACAGUUCUCUUCUUUAUGUCUGGGGAAAGAAGAAGAGUGUCCGGGCUAAAUACAGGCUGGGACAGAUUAAGCAGAAGGGGUAAUGCAUUUGGAAGUGGUCACUUGAAAUGAAGUAGGCAGCUGGAGGUCAGAUUGUUAUUCAUAAAGGGUUUGAAGUGGGCAAUUAAGGGUAACAGGCAGAGUGCCGUGUUAUAAAUUGCUGUAAUGAGUCAUAAAACCAAUGUUCAUGUAAGUUCAUGGUUUUUGGUGUCUAGCAGAAUUAUAAAUUUUAAUUUCCAGGCUCGCCUUUUGAAGGUGGUGUGCUGGUUGCCUUUGAGGAUCUAUCUAGAGAUCAUGCAGGAAACCCAAAAUAACUAUCAAAAAACCUGAUGACAGACAUCCAACACAAAAACAGAAAGUGGAACCAACUACGUCAGCUUCACGACCAACAGAACACCCCUGCUGCGGCAGAUCCAGCAACCACCCAGACGUACCAAAAAAUCUGUUAUCUGCAGCCAGGCAUUCAUAUACCACAGACUUUGAAGAGAGAGUCUGAGCUACACACCUAAAUAUACUAUAAACUGCCUUCACUAAACAAAUACACUCCACCAGAGAAGUAGAUCACAUAAUAGAAUGGGCCACCCAAAUACCCCAAGAGAACCUGCUUUAGUACAGAAAAAAAACACAUUGACUGCACAUUCCUAGUUGUCACCUACCACGCCACACUGGAACCCAUACGGGAUAUCAUCAAACACUUACAACCCAUAUUUGAUAGGGACCACAUCUUGAAAGAAAUCUUUCCUGAACCCCCUCUUCUGGCCUUCAAACAACCCCCAGCCUUGCCAAGCUCAUCAUCAGAAGCAGCUCCCCACAGACCAGGACACACCAACUAACAGUGGCACCAGACCCUGCCAGAAAAACAGAUGCAAAACUUGCAGACACACAGCAGGGGAGAUAUCAUACCCCCCAUAACAUAGCUUUCAAGAUUCAUGGAUCCUACACGUGCUUAUCAGAACAGAUGGUGUACCUCAUCCAGUGCAUCAAAUACUCAGUAAGUAUGUGGGUGAAACCAGAUGUUGACUACACUCUUCAGUGGACUCACGCAGGAAAAACGAUAAAAAACAAAAACACCCUAAUACCUGUGGGUGUACACUUUUCACAAAGUGAUCACUCCAUAUCUGAUCUUUCAGUACUUGUCCUCAAAGGAAACCUGCACAGCACCUCCAAAAGUUGAGCCUGGGAACUUAAAAUCAUAACUCAGCUGAACACCAAAAACCAUGAAUUUAACAGGGACAGUGAUUUUAUGGGUCAUUACAACAAUCUGUAACACACCACACUGCCUGCUACCCUUCAUGCAUAACCGAUCUAACUCCCAGUUGCAUACUUCAUUUCAAGUGACCACCUCCAAAGUACAUUACCCCUUCUGCUUUAACAAUCUGUCUCAACUUCUAUUUAGCUCAGAUACUCUGCUUCCUUCCCCAGAGCAGAAGAAGAGCUCUGUGUAGCUCAAAAACUUGUACCUUCCACAAGCACAAGUUGGUCCAAUAAAAGAUAUUACCCUCACCUACCUUGUCUCUCCCGUAUCCUGGAACCAACAGGGUUACAACACGACAAACAGAAUAAAAGAUAAUAUCUUAAAAAUUUGAUCAUUUUGUUUUACCAUUUACACACUUGUCUUAAUUUUACACUUUUCUGAACUGCAGUUGUUACCUAAAGUUCUUCUUCGAGUGGUGGUCCCUACAUGUAUUCCAUACGUAUAUGCGCAUGCACACCAUGUGCCUGAAUCCAGAAAUGUUUCUAGCAGUAUCUGUUGACACACACGGCGUAGGGCAUCCCCUUGUGUUCUCAGCCAAGGAUAUAAUAGGGUGUGCGGGCCAAUGUCUCUUCAGUUCCUUCUUACCACUGUGUGGCCCGAGUCACAACCCCUGUUCCUUCACACAGGACUCUCUCUCUCUUUCAACCCACAAGUGGGAGUUACAUAAUGCCACACUCAGAUACUACUUCCACAAAUGGGAUACCCCGUGGUCGGACCUCUUUUCCACUUGUGAGAACUUAAAGCUGCCCCUUUAUUGUUCCAGGGGGGCCAUGGGAGAGGACUCGCAGGGCGACGCUCUUCUCCUCCUCUGGACAGGCAACCUCCGCUAUGCCUUUCCCCCCAUUCCCCUCCUCCCACAAGUGUUACGCAAGAUCCACUGGAACCGAACUACCGUAAUACUCAUCACCCUAUUCUGGCCCCAUCAGUUUUGGUUCACGGAUCUCCUCAGACUCUCCAUCCACACACCACUCUGCCUCCAAACACUCUGGGAUCUCCUCAUACAGGAUCAGUGCUGGCACCCCAAUUUGCCUCACCCCAAUUUGAUUUUUGGAUGGGGCUCAAGGAUAGACAGAGCAUACUCCACUAAAUCAGUGCAUCCACCUACCUGUUUUCUGCCCCAAACCACAUGCCUCCCACGCGGACAGGGUCCUGCAUUCCCUCGACAUCUGCCGUGUAAGUGGCAUUCUAUCUCCACAGGACUCACUCCUUUCGCUCAUUGCCAAAACUAUUUGUGGACGUUGCCGACCGAUCCAAGGGCCAAGCCCUCUCCUCCCAGUGAAUCAAAUGGGUCUCCGGGUGCAUCCACGAAUCCUAAGUAUGAUCCAACAUACCAUCAUCUGAUGGAGUCACAGCCACUGUACAUGAGCACAAGCAGCCACAUUGGCCUGCCGUGCGAACGUCUUGUGGCAACACAUCUGUCGUGCAGCAACCUGGUGCUCGGUCCACUCAUUCACGUCGUACUACGCCAUUGCACAAGCAGCGGCUACGGACACUGCUAUGGGCCAAGCCAUACUGCAGACUGCACUUCCCAUUGCAUCCUCUCACCCACCUCCACACUGAUUGCUGCUUGCUACUCACCCACAUAUGGAAUAAGUGUAGGGACCAUCGCUCGAAGAAGAGGAGGAGGAGGUUACUUACCUGUACCUGGAGGUUCUUCAAGAUGUAUGGUCCCUAUCUGUAUUCCAAUGCCUGCCCUCCGUUCCCUCUGCUGUGGACUGGACUGCACAGCCGUAAGAGGGGGUGCUGGAAAGGAGAUGUGUGAUCUGCAUCUCUUAUACCUUUGGCUGCAAACACGUGUGGGUCAAUGGACACUGCUAGAAACACAUCCGGACUCCGGUGCAUGGUGCGCAUGCCACCCACUUAUGGAAUACAAAUAGGGACCCCACAUCUUGAAGAACCUCCAGUUACAGGUAAGUAACCUCCUCACUUAAUGACCUACUGGCUUACAAGAAGUAUAUAGUCUCUAUUUGGAGCAUUGUGGGGGGUU